AGAAGUUCGUAAGCUAGCUUACCUUGAAGUCCCAUGUCGUCGUCUAGAACUGGUCUUCCCCCACUUUCUUCGAAAGGUGUCUUCUCAGUCUCAUCUUCUUGUGUUAUAGAUGCGCCUCGCAAAGAAGUGUGGGAAGUUUUGAUGGACUGGAAGUCAUACAAGGAAUGGAACCCGUUCGUGCGAGACCAACGCAUCACAGAUGCGCGGAAGAAUCACCUGCCCGACGAGACUCCACGUGAAGGGUGUUACCUAUAUAUCCACCCGGUGCACAUUCCUCCGUCAUAUGACAACCCGUGGUUUCCAGGCUCCGCGUUCGAGCGGAUUACAGUAUUGGAUCACGAAAAUUAUCGUACAGCAUGGGUGAACAUCGAAAUGCCACACUGGUUGCUCACCGCGGAACGGUGGCAGGCGCUCGUAGAAGUUGAGGGAGGCAAAACACGUUAUGAGACGGUUGAGGUGUUUGGUGGGCUCCUCGCGUAUCUGGUCAGGGCCUUCGUUGGGAAUGGAUUGAAGAAGGGAUUUAUAGCCAUGGCUGAAGGGCUUAAAAACAGAGCAGAAGAAAGGUACGAGGGGCAUGUGAGCACCACUACUAGCUAAUUGGAACCGAACCUCUGGGAUGGGCUUCGCGGUAUCACCGCGGAUGCGAAACAUGAUAGAUAACCGCCGGGUCGUGACAGGUAAACAGCAUACGACGUCAUGUCGGACUAUGGAUUAUAAUUAAUUAUAAGGAGGAUGUGACUCCA
Molecule: messenger RNA, 743 nt
Organism: Suillus discolor
Lineage: Eukaryota; Fungi; Basidiomycota; Agaricomycetes; Boletales; Suillaceae
Exons: 3
Coding region: 34-597 (187 amino acids)
Source: RefSeq, a predicted model, not a curated record